Molecule: messenger RNA, 808 nt
Organism: Phlebotomus argentipes
Lineage: Eukaryota; Metazoa; Arthropoda; Insecta; Diptera; Psychodidae
Product: flavin reductase (NADPH)
Exons: 3
Coding region: 153-764 (203 amino acids)
Source: RefSeq, a predicted model, not a curated record
UUCCGGGUGUCAUUGCAUUAUAAGCAUGAUAAGCCAAUUCUCUAAAUCUACUCAAUUAGACAGAUAUCUCGCUAUCUUUUGAACUGUCCAUUCGAUUAGGUAAUUCAAUCAGUGGCUUUUAAGGUGCUCCUGGAAGAGAUAUCCCGUGUAAAAUGCAGAAACUUGCUGUCUUCGGAGGCACCGGAAUGACCGGGCAGUGUGUUGUGGAUCAUGCGCUGAAAAAAGGCUUAAAGCUGCGCCUCCUCGUCCGGGACAUGAAGACAGUGCCCAACACCUUCCGUGACAAGGUGGAGAUCAUUAUGGGCGACUGCACGGAUUACGCCAAGGUUCUUGAAGUAGUUCAGGGCACUAAUGGUGUGGCUGUGGCUCUGGGCACCAGGAAUAAUCUUGAGCCCACCACUGAGCUCUCUGUCGGCCUGGAGAACAUCCUGAAAGCAAUGAAAGAGGCAUCGAUCCAGAAGAUCUCCGUGUGCUUGUCAUCAUUUCUCUAUUUCGAGCCCGAAAAGGUGCCCACGAUCUUCGAGCACAUCACUGAGGAGCAUCGGAGGAUGCUGAAUCUGCUGAAGGCAUCAGAAUCCGAGUGGAGAGCUGUUCUUCCUCCUCACAUUGCUGAUGAGCCUUCAGCGGAGUUCCAGGUGCUCCAGGACAAGUCUCCCGGACGCACCAUAUCCAAACUGGACCUGGGGAAGUUCCUCGUGGACUGCCUGACGCAGGAGCAGUACAUCCGGCGCGUCCUCGGCAUCGCCACGGUGAAGAGGAGCUAAAUCAGUGUCCGGAAGAGAGUGAAUAAAUAUAUCAUGUCUCUGUA